Pocillopora damicornis (cauliflower coral) is the source of this 1315-nucleotide messenger RNA. RefSeq lists its product as uncharacterized. NCBI's taxonomy places the organism in Eukaryota, Metazoa, Cnidaria, Anthozoa, Scleractinia, Pocilloporidae. Gene Ontology annotation, biological process: intracellular signal transduction. Gene Ontology annotation, molecular function: protein binding. The record is from RefSeq and is a predicted model, not a curated record.
UUGUCAGAUUUGAAGACUCGGAUGAAAUCCUCUCUUUCCUGCUAUUUUUACCGGGAAAUCGCCUUGCUAUGAGCUCUUCGUGCCCAAAUCAUGGAGGUACCAUCGAAAUCUGUACUUUUGAGGAAGACAAAUCUAUGUCUGAUAAAUUUGAGAUCGAUUCUAAAGAUCUCCCCCUAGAUCUACCAGGAACCAUUGCUUUGUCUCCAGGAGGGAAUAUUCUUCUCUCUGGGGAAAUUUAUGGAGAUCUUUUCGAAAUCUUCAUUGAUUGGGCUAAUUCAAAAGUUCUGAAAUCAAGAGAAAUUGUUUUUCCAAACGAAGGGACCGUGGUAAUCGAAGAAGAUGUGACAACAGAAGUACUUUCUUGCUCUCAGGAUUUCGGUGUUGUACAGUGCAACUUUCAUCAACCUCACUUCGAAUCCGACUCUUUCUACGAAUUGUUAGCUGCAAAAGUGAAUUUACACAUUGAAGGGGAGGCUCAGAUCCAGGGUCACGAGAAAAUCACAUAUUAUGUGCUUAAUGGAGAAGAAAAACGAAUCUCACCGCACGAUUGUCUUGGUGGACUUGUUCACGAUGGACAAAAUCUUAUCAUUGCAAAUGGAGAUGAAAUUGUGUUGUUGGAGUCAGCAACAGAAGGGAGCAAUGCACAUGUGAUUGCAUCAGGAGUUAAACCUUCACAAAUAAGGGUAAACCAUGAAGGCCAAUUGAUGGUCUGUGAGAAAAACACCAUCAAGUUGUUUGAAUACAAGAAUGAAGUCAAGUCACUGCAGAGAUUGUGCCGACAUAAUAUCAGAGAAACAAUUGGCACUAAUUGUGCUGAAAGAGUAAAAAAUUUAGAAAUUUCAUCUUUACUGAAAGAUUAUCUGUUGUACAAAAUUAAAUGAACCAUAAAUGUGUUUAAAAUACUGUAUCUACAUCUGUUUUCCCAAUAAACAGAUUAACAACCAUUUUCAAAAUAAAAAUUACUCUUAAUUAGUCUGUUUCAGGCUAUUAGUUUGUGGAGAUGUGCCUAAGAGUGGGAUAAGCAACAAACAACUGAUGUGGUCAUCACAGAAAUGAUCCCUGCUAUUUUUUGUACACACACUAUUUUACUUGUUUCCAGUAAUCAUAUGGCUGGCAGGGGUCACAUUACUCUCUUCACUUACCACAAAGGCACAGAAAUAAUUGUUUUAAAACUGAGAGAAAAUUAAAAAUGGUUAUCUUGGUGUGCCCUCUUGACCUGGUGUUGAGCACACAUAGCAAUAACCAUUAUGACAGUUUUAAUGAAGUGUUUUUGAGUUUGUUUUAUAAACAUGACUUUACCUCCUGUGUUAUUUUG